GUAAUACUAGCCAGUCCUCUUCCGGUGAAAACGGUUCAUUUUGACCGGAACCAGGGCAGCAGCUUUCAGGCGGAACCACAGAGGAAAGUGGACUCGGAGCCAUGGGGAUCAAGCUGUACUACACCACCGUGACCGCCUCCCGCACGGUGAAGUCCCAGCAGGCUGAGGUGAUCCGAAUCCUGGACAGUAAGAGCAUCCGGUACGAGCUCAUCGACAUCUCUGUGGGGGGGGAGCUGCGAGAUGAAAUGAGAAGCAAAGCGGGAGACCCCGCAGCUGUGCCCCCCCAGCUCUUCAACGAGGACCAGUACUGCGGGAAUUAUGAAAUGUUUGCAGAAGCCGUGGAGGCAGACUCCGUGGAACAGUUUCUGAAGCUGGCCUGAGGAAGAAGGCAGCUGGACAGUCUUCCUCUCUGCCCCCCACCCCCACGCUGCAGGGGGCUCCACUUCCCGUCUGACUGAGUCCUCCACUUUCAACGCCAAAAUGAAGAAUGCCAAAAAUCCAGCUUAUUGAUUAGACGACGAGCAUUUCCCUCCUGCUGCUCCGGCCUCUGCACUCGUCCCAGUCUGUUUUAGAUCUUUAUUUCUGUCAUUUCUUUGCAAACCAGAGUCACUUUCUGCUCUGUCACAAGUCCACAGCUGUGGAGAAGGGCAGUAAUUAGGUCGACUACUCUGAGCGGUGGCCACAUGAUCACUUCAGACUAAUCCAUCUGAUAACAUUCAACCCAGAAUCUGUGGAAACGCACCCCCUUUCCCUCUUCAUGAAAAACGAUGGCAGAGCACAUCAUGUUUAUAAAUCUGGGGUUUUGGUUUUGAGAAGCAAAGAAAAUCAUCUCCAAUCUUGAUCAUUUUGAAUGUUUCCUCAUGAAAGCUCAUUGAACAUACAGAAAGUCAUCUUUACCUCUGAAACAGGAAUGUGUGCUUUUCCCUGACAUCUCUCCAAUGACUGAGGUUCAAAUGUCAAAGAUUUUUUUUUUUUUUGGAAUUGUGAAUCGGUGUCAGAAAGGAAGUUUUAUUUUGAAAAUCCCAUCCAGUAUUUUCAAAACCAUUUCAGAUGAUGUACAAAAACUUUUCCUUCAGUCACAUCAAGUCUUAAGGUUGUUGUUCAAACUUUGAUGGGAACAAUUUUCAGUGGAUUGGUUUUUCAAAAUAAAAGCAUAUGAACAGAUGGAAAGUGUUUGUGUCCGUAAAGUUUAGUUUUUUCUUUUCACAUUUGGUGCCAAUAGACUGUAACUGUUAGUACCGCUGUAGUGUUAACGUUUGGCUCCUGUUCCAUUUCUUGACACGCUGCUCUUGCCACCAGUGACUGAGCAGUGAUGCCAAAGUGAAAAUGAUUGAUGGAUUUAUUGGGUUACCCGACAGUCUUAAGGGAGCAGCAUGUUUGGACCUACGCUGGUUCUGGAUCUCGGCUCAAAUGCAAUGUGUCUGUGCAGUCUUAAGCAGGUUUUCCCACCCAAUCGUCUGUGUGCUUUGAUUUGGCAGCCCCUGUGCUGUCCUGUAGCCGUCUGCUUGUUAUUGGUGUGUUCUCACGAAGAAUCUUAGUAAAGACAUUCCAGUGUAAACAGCUUUGCUUUUGGACCAACAUCCUUGGCCAAAACAGAAAAUCAAAGGAGAAAAUGGGGAUAAAAUGCAGUUGUCUUCCAAGAAGAUUGUGAAAAGUGAUUCAUGGAUUAAGAAAAUAAAGGGUUGAGUCUGUCUGUGUGGGGUUCUUCUGUUGAGGUCUUGUUGUGCAGCAGCAUCUGGAGAUAUUCUGCAAAUAAAUGUGGAAUCUUUCUUAA
Oryzias melastigma (Indian medaka) is the source of this 1774-nucleotide messenger RNA. RefSeq names its product SH3 domain binding glutamate-rich protein like 3 (gene sh3bgrl3). The record is from RefSeq and is a predicted model, not a curated record. The transcript has 3 exons. Gene Ontology annotation, cellular component: cytoplasm. Bases 102 to 380 code for a protein of 92 amino acids. Lineage: Eukaryota; Metazoa; Chordata; Actinopteri; Beloniformes; Adrianichthyidae.